This is a messenger RNA of Striga asiatica, 1550 nucleotides long. NCBI's taxonomy places the organism in Eukaryota, Viridiplantae, Streptophyta, Magnoliopsida, Lamiales, Orobanchaceae. The record is from the annotation of a GenBank genome assembly.
GCGUCAAAUUAUUGACAAUCUCUCGCUCUCCUUUCUCAAUUUUACACACUGAUUUGGUCAUCGAUUUCAAUCGCAGGAAAUAUUUUUGCCAAAAGCAAAUAUCAAUUUUGCUCUGUUUUGUGCUUCCUUUGUUGUUAUCCUUCUUGAAUUUAAAUGUAAAAAGCUAAGAAUGAAGUGAAAAGAAUUGAUAAGCAAGGGGAAGAUGAGUGUUUCUUUGACUGUGAUGACCUUUAAUCUUCUGGAAGAUCAACCCGAUGACAGCCCCAAUUCAUGGGAAAAGAGGAAGAAUCUGUGUGUCACAGUCAUUACUAGUUAUUCCCCCAUGAUUCUUUGCACUCAGCAAGGUUCGUUUCUGUUUUUCCUUUGCCUGAUUUUAAGUUUUAAUGGGAUUCUGUUCCUAAUUUGGCUUUCUGCUUUUCUGCGCAAGGUUAGGGGUGAAGUCGCAGUUGGACUAUCUGCAGCAAUGCUUGCCUGGCACACUUAUGUUGGCCAAAAGGGUAUGAACAAUUUGGAAUCUCGCGGAAAGGACCCGAAGAUACUUCCGAUCAGCACUGCACAAUCUUUUAUGACAAGGAAAAGGUUGAGCUACUCGAAGGUGGAACUUUUUGGCUCUCAGAAUCUCCCUCAGUUCCUGGUAGCAUUUCGUGGGCUUCUACAGAUCCUUCUAAAAGGUGUCGAGCCACCUGGCUUUUCAUUUCAGAUAGUCAACACGAACAUGGAUGAGUUUAGUCCUCGUGCCCGUAGGCGUGGGGCCCUGCUGACAUGGCAGCACAUUGCUUCGUUGCCUCCAAACUUGCCCGUACUGUACUGCGGAGGUUUCAACACACAAAAGGAAUCGACUGCUGGACGUUUUCUUCUUGGAAGAUCGAGGGAACACGGCGUAGUAGGUGAUAUGAGGGACGCUUGGCCCAGUGCUCGUGUAAGGAAAAAUGUGCCUUUGAUCCGAACAUACCAUGGAUUUAAAGGUGAUAAACAAGGUACUGUCGAAUUCUUGAAAUUGAUAUUUAGAGCACUUUGCCUUUGCUGGGAUCGGCAAACUCAGGAUUUGCACGUGGACUGGAUUCUUUUCAGGGGCAGAUCAUUGAUCCCAGUCUUGUGUGAAGUCGUGAGUGAUAAUGUCGAUGGUUAUUACCCUUCGUCUCAUUACCCUAUAUUUGCUGAGUUUAUGCUUCCGCGUACUGUGAGGCUGGCCGAGACGCCUGCUCAAGAUUGAAAUUUAAAUCUACAUUUUUGUUUUCACAAAUUUGCCAGUUUCCUAAGUUGAGAUAUCAUUUUUGUUGCGGUGUUUUGUCGAUUGUGGUUCAAUGAUAUUUGUUGGUUAUGGUUUAUGGAAUAUGAACCUUGGGUUUUGACCUUUUGCUAGACUUACCCAUUUAGUUGGAAUUCCUUAAUUGAUGAUGAUGCCAACAUCAUUGUUCUAAAUUAUUUGUGGCAUUUAGACCUUUUAAAUGUAAAAUAAUCGUUUUCAUGUCAACUAGUGCACAACCCGCGGUGCGUAUAUGGAGGAGCUUGUAGCUUAAAACUUUUUUUAAGACACUAUUUUAAAUAGA